AUGGCGGGUUCUUCGACUCCGGGCGCCGAGGGCCCUACUUUUGCGCCCCCGAGCCUGCCCGCGGGCUGGAUCGCUCAGUGGGACGGCUCCAGCAGAAAGUACUACUACGUCCAGCUGGCCACGGGCGUCUCCCAGUGGGACAUUCCCACGGAUCCUGUUCAAACGGGCACGCCGGUUCCAGGCAGCGAGCAUCCCUAUGGCUCGCCCGCGCCGCAGGUCAUCACACACCCGGACGGCUCGCAGACGAUAAAGCAUGCGGAUGGACGCAUGGAGCCCAUCAUGCCAGACGGCAGGGGCCCUGAUGGUCCUGAUGGCGACCGAGGUCUUGGGUCAAUGGCCAUGAACAUGCUCAUGGGCGGCGGCAAGAGCUCUGGCGGCCACGGUAGCGGCGGCGGCGGCGGCAAUCCCCUCGGCGGUCUGGCUGCUUCGUUCCUCGGAGGCGGUUCGCAUGGAAGCAGCAGCGGCGGACAUGGGGGCGGCGGCGGCGGCGGCGGCAAGGACUCCAUCGCUGGAAAGCUGGUUGGACAACUGGCGUCGAACCUGUUCUCCCCUUCCAGCGGCGGCAAGCCCUCGCAAUCGCAAAACUACCACGGCGGCUCGUCAAGCAGCGGUGGGCAUCAGCAGGGUGGUGGUCUGGCCAGCGUCAUGGGUGGUGUAGCCUCCAUGUUUGGCGGAGACAAGCCGGGUCACGGUAACCAGAGCUAUGGCUAUUCGAAUUCGGGCUCGAGCGGCAAUACAUACUCUGGACAAGCACCGACUUACAACCCUCCCGGAUCUACCCAUGGAUCGACUCACGCGGCAACGCCAUCGUCAUCACACACGGGUACACACCAGAGCCCUCCUGCUGGCAACCACACCAACUCUUUCCCUCCGCCGCCUCCAGGAGCACCACCUGGUGGUCAAACUUACGGGCAUCAGUCAUACGGCAGCCAAUCCUACUCUCAUAGCCCGGCGCCUGCUCCCAGCCCGUACGGCGGAUCGCACGACCAACAUGGGGCACAACAACACGGGGCACAACAACACGGAGCCGGCGGCUACACGCCCCAGCAACCAACCUAUGGCUCUCCUUCUCACCAGCAAGGCUACGGAGCUCCCUCGCCUGGUGGGCAUCAACCAACUUAUGGCGCACCGGGAGGCCAGCACCAACCAACCUAUGGCGCUCCUCCGGGAGGACAGCACCAGCAAAACUACGGUGCAACGACGCCGGGUGGUCAUCCGCAGUACCCUCCGCCGCCAGGCCAGCAGCCACCCCAGUUCCCUCCACCCCCGGGACAUCAGCAAUCGUUCCCUCCGCCGCCCGGACAGCAGCAGCAGCAGCAGCAGUAUCCCCCACCCCCUGGACAACACCAGCAAUAUCCUCCGCCGCCCGGAGGAUCCAGCGGCGGCUACAACCCGUCGUAUGGUGCCCCAGGCGGUCAGCCCUCCUAUGGCCAGCAGCCUUACCAGCCGGGCGCUCCUCCAGUGCCCCAUGGUAGCCAUCCAAGUCAAGGAGGAUAUGGUGGUUACUGAAGGAAGUCCCUUGCUACGCCGUAUAUUUGCUCUUGGGAGAAGAAGAAUGCAUGAAUUCUUAUGUGUUUGCUCAUUGAAUACGGAUUUCCAGAGAAAGAUGAUCAUUUUCCGCGACUGACUAGCAUCAUUUGCUCGCCAAGAAAGGGCCGGAUCUAUAAUUUUCACGUACGAAUAAUGCGGUGACAUUAGGGAGAUUGUGGGUCUUAAAAAAGUACCGCGUGGUAUGGCAUGAGAGGUAGAAUUAUGAUGAUAUAUGUGUAGAUAGGGUGGUACAUUUGGGUUUUUAUUCACUUUUUCUUCAUAUGUAGAGUACGAGAAAGACAGAAAGAAUGAUGUGAUGUGAUG
This is a messenger RNA of Trichoderma virens Gv29-8, 1854 nucleotides long. RefSeq lists its product as uncharacterized. Gene Ontology annotation, molecular function: protein binding. The transcript has 3 exons. Bases 1 to 1509 code for a protein of 502 amino acids. NCBI's taxonomy places the organism in Eukaryota, Fungi, Ascomycota, Sordariomycetes, Hypocreales, Hypocreaceae. The record is from RefSeq and is a predicted model, not a curated record.